Molecule: messenger RNA, 1389 nt
Organism: Adineta steineri
Lineage: Eukaryota; Metazoa; Rotifera; Eurotatoria; Adinetida; Adinetidae
Source: the annotation of a GenBank genome assembly
AUGUUCGGCGAGAUCGAUUAUUCCUUACCCAAUCCUCAUGGUUCAUUAUCUGAAAAUUUACAUCAACAAUCCUUAUCAGAACAAUCUCAUUCUUCACAAAAUUUUAAUUGGCAUUAUUAUUCAAUUGAUUUAUUUCUAACUAAUAUUAGUAUAAUGUCAACAUUUACAACUAACGAUACAGUAUUUCAUCAUACAAAUGUUUCAAUAAAUGCUUCUUUAAAUUCUGAUAAAACAUUAUUAUCAUCAUCAUCAUCAAAUGAUGAAGCAUCGGAUUAUCUUCUUUAUCUUAUCAUUCCACUUUAUUCUCUUGUUUUUGUUAUUGGUACAAUUGGUAAUAUUUUAGUUAUAUUAACAGUUGUUACAGUUAAACAAAUGCGUAAUACAACAAAUGCACUUAUUUUACAUUUAGCUAUUGCAAAUUUAUCAUUUGUACUUAUGUGUAUCCCACAUACAAUAUACGUUUAUGUUGUUCAUUCAUAUUAUUUUCCUCGACUUUUAUGUAAAUUAGCUAAUACAUUAAUGUAUUUAAGUGCCUAUGUUAGUAUAUAUAUUCUGGUAUUAAUGUCUGUUGAUCGAUUUCUUGGUGUCGUUUUUGCUGUUAAAUCAUCGAAAUAUCGAACUGAACGUAAUGCACAUUUAGCAGUUAUUGUCGUUUGGUUAGUUGGAAUUAUUUUUUCUUCACCUAAUAUGAUCUAUUACGAUGUUUUACUUGCUAAUUCUAUAAAUGAUGUUUGGGUAUGUUUAUUUUCUGAUGAUAAUUCAUUUUUUAAUACAACAAGACAUGUAACAGCAUAUUGCUUUGCUAUAUUUGGUUUAAUUGUUCCAUUAAUAAUUAUUGCGAUUCUUUAUGGUCUUAUUAUACAAGUUUUACGUCAAAAUUCAGCAGGUAAACAAGUAGCAAAAGGUAAAAAACGUGUAACAAAAAUGGUUUCAGCUGUUAUAUCAUCAUUUGUUAUAUGUUGGACACCUAUGCAAAUAUAUUUAUUAUAUACACAUCAUAAUCAUGUUAUAAUAUUAUUUGCAAUUGUUUCUCAAAGUCUUGUUUAUAUAUCAGCAUGUAUUAAUCCUAUUUUAUAUGCAUUUUUAUCUGAACCAUUUCGUAAAGCUUUUAAACAAUUUUUAACAUGUUCAAAAAUAUAUUUAAAUCAAGAUUUACCAUCAAAUCCGCGACGUAAAAGUUCAUCAUAUCGUAUUAUACAACAACAAUCAGUAAUAAGAAAAACUUCAUCAACUGUAUUAGCAAAUGAUCUUAAGAAUAAAAGAACAUCAUCGGAGAAUCAUCAAUAUAGAAUGAGUGAUUUAAAUUCUGAAACGACAUCAAUAAGAAAAACAUCGGAACCAUUAAAAUAUAAUCGAUUAUCACAUACAAAUACUUCUAGUAAUAAUUAA